CUCUAUUUGAAGAUUUUUAGCUAUAGCAUAUACUUUCAUCGAAAAAGUUCACGGACUUUAGAACCAAUCAUGGGAAGAAUGAGCUUCGAAUGUGUUCAUUUUAUACCUUGUAUUUUGUCAAAUAUUGAAACGCUCUUGAACGCAAAAGGUCCGAUUUUACUACUUUCUUGCGGCUGCUCUGUAUAUAGAAGUGAGUAUCUUACGAGGCCUGUAGCUAUGACUGACAAGCUUAUUAGCAAAUCACCCAAGACAGGAAAUGGAAAUGAAGCAAGCCCUGCAGCUGAACUGGAAAUUCCAAUAAAAAGCGCCAAGCUUUCCCCCUUUUCAAAUUGAGUAGAAGGAACAUUUGACCACGCGGAUUCCUCCAAAAACACGGUGACAUAGUAACGCAUCGCCUUUCUCGUUGUUUGGUCAGUCAGGCGAAUGAGAUGAUCGAUACCGUUGUCGUACAUCAACGUCACGUUUGAUGGAAAUGACAUUCGCUUGCCACUCACCGACAAGUACAGACUUUGCCUGAAUGGAUUCCAUUUCACUUUGUGAUAUGGAUUUCAAGACUCUUAAUCGCACUUUUGGAAGCAUCGUGCUAAUUUUGGACGACAAGGCAGUGAGACAAAACCUAACUGUUUUAUUGACCAUAGUGUUUUUUGUCGGUGUUUGGGCCAACUACGGCAUGAUUCGCAAGUUACUAAUUUGGCGAAAGCGAUUGGGUCACUUGGACCGAGCAUCCCUUUAUCUGAUCUAUGCUGGUUCUUUAAGCGGACUUGUGGUCUUGGUUCAACUUCAUGCCCUCUUAACUUGGCCCAACCGAUCUACGAACUUGUCGCUUUACCUGGAUGCCUCGGAUAUUUGGCCCAUGGCGAUGGAAUUUUGUACCCGAGUUAGUCUGAUCUCAAAGUCGAUUUUCACGUGUCAGAUUGCUGUCAUUCGAUGGUCCUAUUUGUGCACGCACUUGGAAUUGAGAAGGACAUUAUUGGAACCGUUAUCAUGUGUGUGGAAAUUCGCUUUGAUUGCCUCCACAGCAAUGGCGUUGAUCACAAUCUAUUCCUCGACCAAUUUCAACCAAUAUCGUGGCAUACCCAUCUACCAUGCGCUAGCCCAACGACAAAUCCUGGGUGAUCGCCCUAAAUGCACGGUGUUUACUGACCGUUUGGUUGUUUAUUUCUUAAGCGUCAUGCACUUGUUAACUUUAUUCAGUUAUGUAUGCCUGUUUAAGAGUUUAUUCGAUCAUGAUUACUCAGUCCGCGUGAAUCCAAUGAGUCAAAACCGCCAAGCUAGGUUCAAAGAGCGACACCGGAAAAAUGUCAGCCAUGCAUGGGCCCAUUUUUUGUGUUGGGUUGCGGAAUUGGUGUGGCCUAUUUUCUUGUUCUUUUCUUUGGCGGGAUUUGACAUUCGCCGUGCUUCGGAUUCUGUGGUUCUGUGUAUGUUUCUGGUGCCCUCAAUAAACUUUGCUUGGGGACCUUUCAUACUAAAUUGGUUAUCUUGA
Tigriopus californicus is the source of this 1483-nucleotide messenger RNA. RefSeq lists its product as uncharacterized. The transcript has 2 exons. The record is from RefSeq and is a predicted model, not a curated record. Bases 518 to 1483 code for a protein of 321 amino acids. NCBI's taxonomy places the organism in Eukaryota, Metazoa, Arthropoda, Copepoda, Harpacticoida, Harpacticidae.